Molecule: messenger RNA, 192 nt
Organism: Botrytis fragariae
Lineage: Eukaryota; Fungi; Ascomycota; Leotiomycetes; Helotiales; Sclerotiniaceae
Exons: 2
Coding region: 1-192 (63 amino acids)
Source: RefSeq, a predicted model, not a curated record
AUGGUGGGGAAGGGAGAUACAUCUGUUGCACUCGUAGUCGAGCUAGUAGCACGAAGAAGGAAACUUUAUAACUGGAUCCUCUGGUGGAGUUUCUUGAUAUUGGCAGUCCCCCGCAACUUUGGUAUGGCACCCCUCUCUGCUUUCCGUCCCCUUGGGUAUCCUUUAUCUGACGGAAGAGCCUGGAUAGGUUAG